CCAGGUUCUCACUGGAGUUGAUAUUCUAGUAGACUUCAGCUAUGCAGACGAUCAAGUGUGUAGUCGUGGGUGAUGGUGCUGUUGGUAAAACCUGUCUCUUAAUUUCUUACACAACAAAUAAAUUCCCAUCGGAAUAUGUACCAACGGUUUUUGAUAACUAUGCUGUAACAGUGAUGAUUGGAGGAGAGCCUUACACCCUAGGCCUCUUUGAUACUGCAGGUCAGGAAGACUAUGAUAGAUUACGACCCCUCAGCUAUCCACAGACAGAUGUAUUUCUGGUCUGUUUUUCAGUGGUGUCCCCUUCUUCAUUUGAAAAUGUGAAAGAAAAGUGGGUACCUGAAAUUACUCACCACUGUCCAAAGACUCCUUUCCUGCUUGUUGGGACCCAAAUUGAUCUAAGAGAUGAUCCCUCAACAAUUGAGAAACUUGCCAAGAACAAGCAGAAGCCCAUAACUCCAGAGACGGCUGAAAAACUGGCCCGGGACCUGAAGGCCGUCAAAUACGUGGAAUGCUCUGCACUUACGCAGAGAGGUCUGAAGAAUGUGUUUGAUGAGGCUAUCCUAGCUGCCCUCGAGCCUCCGGAAACUCAGCCCAAAAGGAAGUGCUGUAUAUUCUAAACUUUCUCCUUCCCCUCUUGCUGCUGCUUCCUCUCUCCCACUACUGUAGAAACCUGGUUAAAAAAUGAAUAAAACCACCUUGAUUGAAAGCUGUUGUGUCUGCUUACCAUCUUAGAGCAACCUCUGUAUUAGCUCUUGGACUGAAAACAAUACUUAAGAUCCUUAGUAAAAUGUUGUGACUGUGGGACAUGAACUGGACUCGCUUAACUCUCUGCUGCUUGGGUUGCCAGAUGUGGGUAGCUUUAUAAUUCAGGCUGUUGGGGAAGGGAUCUGGUUACAUCGUUAUUUAAAGAAAGAUCAAAAGACUAAGAUGUGAUGUUUGAUCUUCCUGAAUCCAACUGGAAGAAACGAUGCGUGUGUUUUCGAUUUCUACUUGUGACUCUUGUUAACUGUAUUUGCAUGACAAAAGUACAUGAAAUGGUGAUCUGCAAGUUAUGCUGUAAUGUGAAGGGUUUUCUGGUUCUCCUUUGUGCAGUGAGAUGUUUUUCUGUUGCUGUUGCUUUGGCUGUCUGUGCUGUAGUGGAGUAUUUGUCAGUCCUUGGGGGGAAGGAAAUAUCAAUGUACUUGCUACUGCUUUACGAACUGUUAAAAUUCUUGCUUUCACUAACAUGGUAGACCUCUUCAUUUCAAUAAUAGAUCCUUAAAGCCUGUUACUGUAAGAUGUAAAGCUGCUUCUUACUCUCAUGCUUCUGAUUUUUAUUGUUUUAAGGAGAAAACAUCAAUUGUAGCUUGUCUUUAAAUUUUGAAAUUAAAAAUUGCGGUUGUUUGUAUAAA
Molecule: messenger RNA, 1391 nt
Organism: Pelecanus crispus (Dalmatian pelican)
Lineage: Eukaryota; Metazoa; Chordata; Aves; Pelecaniformes; Pelecanidae
Source: RefSeq, a predicted model, not a curated record